Messenger RNA from Helianthus annuus (common sunflower), 1916 nucleotides. RefSeq names its product small RNA 2'-O-methyltransferase-like. NCBI's taxonomy places the organism in Eukaryota, Viridiplantae, Streptophyta, Magnoliopsida, Asterales, Asteraceae. Gene Ontology annotation, cellular component: cytoplasm; nucleus. Gene Ontology annotation, biological process: siRNA processing; piRNA processing; RNA methylation. The record is from RefSeq and is a predicted model, not a curated record. Gene Ontology annotation, molecular function: O-methyltransferase activity; RNA methyltransferase activity.
UAAUUAAUCUCAUCAGAAAACAAGAAGAGUUAUAUUAUAUUAGCAAAGUGUAAAAUGGCAGGAGAAGGUUCAUCGAAGAAGGAAAUCGUUAAUCCAAAGGCUAUCAUACACCAAAGAUUCGGGGAUAAGGCACGUUACAAUAUAGAAGAAGUUCAAGAUAAUUCAUCAAAUGGAUGUCCUGGACUGGCUAUUCCGCAAAAAGGUCCGUGUUUAUACCGUUGCAACUUGGAACUUCCUGAAUUUAGUAUUGUGUCGGAUGUUUUCAAGAGAAAGAAAGAUGCAAUGCAAUUUGCUGCAGAAAAAGCCCUAGAGAAGAUCUAUUCCAUAUGUCAUCCACUGAGUGGUCACAUUCGAGCAGCUUUACAUAUAGCGGGCUCCCUCAACGGUUUCAUCCCCAUUUCAGUGAUGCCCAUUUUCGAUUCAAAGAUAUCUUAUCUGUAUAAGAGCAUAAAACCUGAAACUGCUCAAAACCAUUGAGUAAUGUCGAUAAUCAGGGAUGCUGCCACGAGGUUAUCUGAACCUGUACUCAUUUCUAAUGAGUUUAUGUCGUUGAAAAGAACAAGUCCAUACCCUCCUGAAGUCUUGGAAUCUAUAGAAGUUGACUUUGAUCAAAAAACUUAUGUUAAAGUUCUUCGCAUGCCGUAUUUCGUUGAAAAGGUUGUUGAGCCUUUGACUCUAGAUGUUUCCGCAAACACGUAUUACAUGGAUGCCAUUGCUAGAGAACUUGGAGCUGCAGAUGCUUCUAUGGUUUCGCUCUCCAGGUAUGCCAAACAACUAUUAUAUGCAUAUUAUUUCAGUAUGCUAAAUAUAUUUCAUUCCAAAACAAGGUUGUAUUCUCAUGCUCCGAAUUCAUACAAGUGGGAUAAAGAAAAUUUUAAAGAUGGGUCGUAUUUAAAUGCGAGGGCAAGUUAUUUAUCUGGUCAGGAUGUAUACGGGGAUGCAAUUUUGGCUACUAUUGGAUACUUGUGGAAGUCUUGUGAUCUUUUCCUUGAAGAUGUAUCUCCCCGCACAUAUUAUAGGUUACUUAUGAAUAAGUUACCCACUGGUAUAUAUAAGUUAUCACGUGAAGCAGUACUUGCAGCUGAAUUGCCUCCAAAAUUCAGGACCCGGAGUAAUUGGAGGGGUUUAUUUCCAAGGGAUAUUCUCUGUACGUUCUGCCGUCAACACCGAUUGCCAGAACCGGUUUUCUCUUUGAUUGUUACUAAGGGUGUAAGGGGUGCUCACCUAAUAGUUGAAGUAGUUGUGGCCCAGAUGGGUGUGGGUCAAUCGGCCUGCUUUAAAGCGAUGUUGCCUUCUCUAGAGUUGAUUUUUGCGGCCAAUGGUGAUCCUGCACGGGUUUCGUCUUUACUCUCAUCACGCGGGUGCAGCCUGGAAUAUUCUACAACUUUGCUGCGGGUUACCGAACCGUUGGAAGAUAGAACGGAAAAAGCUCUGUUUAGCCCUUUAUCAAAACAACGUGUUAAUUACGUAGUGCAACACAUUAAAGAAUCCAGUGCAACUGUUUUGGUUGACUUCGGUUGUAGCUCUGGAAGCUUAUUGGACUCGUUAUUGGAUUAUCCAACUUCACUUGAAAGAAUUAUUGGUGUUGACAUGUCAGUAAAAGCUUACUGGCUCGCGCAGCAAAGGUGAUACACACACACAUAUAUAGAGGCCGGUUAACUUACAAGAUCACUUUAUCAUGCGAAGCGUACGUGAGCAUCUCAACCGCACAUCUUACCUAUCCUAGGCCUUCAAUUGAACGCGGUUGCACAAUAGUAAUUACCAUGACAUAAUUACGCACGGGUUGGGUUAAACCCUAAUUACGCAUGGGUUGGGUUAAACCCUAAUUACGCACGUUAUUUGCAUAAUUACGCACAUUAUUACAUAAUUACGCACGUUAUAAAAAAAAUCAAAACCCACAUGCCACCAAACAUGAA